GUUAGCCUUCAGGGAUUCCGCAAAUCAGUUGCUCCGCUGAUUUGACCAACUGGACCCAUCGGGCGAGCGCCGGGGCCCAGACAAGCCAGAAACUCGCCGCGGCACACCCCCUGCGCGUCCACCUCUGCCCCCUGUCCUGCCGGGCACCUACACCUACCUUUUUAGGGAGAAGGAGCCAGACGUCUUUUCUUUUGCACCAGGAAGCUGCGGCUGCUGUUUUGACCCUCUUCCCACUCCUUUUCCCGCCUGCAGCCCAUCCUUGAGAUCGGCUUGCUUGAUCUUCAACCCCAUCGGCCUCAAUCAACAAACCUCUGCCUGUUCUUUCACACCCUUCCCCGACCUCGCGCCCCGACUGCAAAGGCAAGCCGACAGAACAGCUUCCCUUUCUCGAUCGUCGACGCCCUCGUACGCACUUGGAUCAUCGCGCCGCGUCUUCAGCGUAGCGCCGCCGGCGAGUCAACUCGAUCAUCAUGGCCCAGUCAAAGUUUCUUCGAGAGUACAAGCUGGUAGUGGUUGGAGGAGGUGGUGUCGGUAAAUCGUGCUUGACGAUCCAGCUUAUCCAGAGCCACUUCGUCGACGAGUAUGAUCCGACCAUAGAAGAUUCGUACCGCAAGCAGUGCGUCAUCGACGAUGAGGUCGCGCUGCUAGACGUACUCGACACGGCGGGCCAGGAGGAGUACUCGGCGAUGCGCGAACAAUACAUGAGGACGGGCGAGGGUUUCCUACUCGUUUACUCCAUCACCUCGCGCCAGAGCUUUGACGAGAUCACAACAUUCCAGCAACAGAUCCUGAGAGUCAAGGACAAGGAUUACUUCCCCAUGGUUGUUGUCGGCAACAAGUGCGAUCUCGAGGCCGAGCGGGAGGUUACGAGACAAGAGGGUGAGGCACUGGCAAGGUCUUUCAACUGCAAGUUCAUCGAGACGUCGGCCAAGUCUCGCAUCAACGUGGAUAAGGCGUUUUACGACAUUGUUCGUGAGAUCCGCAGGUACAACCGCGAGAUGCAAGGCUACUCGACCGGCAGCGGAACAUCGAACGCGGGUGGCCCCAUCAACAAGAUGGAAGUCAACGACAACGACGCCGAGGCAGGGUGCUGCGCCAAGUGUGUGCUGAUGUAGAGAAAGGUGCAAAGAACAAAAGCAACGCCCAUUUUCCGAGCUCGACGACCGACGACGAGGAUGAGGAAAGAAGCGACACACCAAAAGGGGUGAGGCCCGUGGCACAAUGAUUGAGGCGCAUCCUUGGGAUGCAGCCGCCACCCGAGCCUGAGUGUCGAGGAUGGACCUUUUCUUCCCUUUUGAAUGCGGACCUGCCCUGUCUCCGGAAAAGCGGCAGUACGGCGGUCCCUUUCCCUCAGUUCAUCGCUGAGGAUACAUUACAACACAACCCGUUUGGUUCAAACAAGGGAACAGGAAGUUGCAUGGAUUCUGGAGUCGAGGUUGUUUUUUUUCUCGCUUUUUUUCUCCCUCUAUUACUCUUUUAAACCCAUCCCCUUGUCACCAACGCAUUAGCGACUCGGCCGCACCCGGUUAUUGGCCCGCCGCCGCUUGUUGAAUCGGCUCCAGGUGACCAGAAGGCUCUCGUCUUUUCACUUUCAUCUUCCUCUAUUCCCAUCCAUGGCGGUGUGCCCCAUGGCCUUGAGCUAUGCCGUCGCACCCCCAGGCGGUGCUUCUCCCAGUUACAUCUUGUUCCUCUAGUACUUAGUUUUGACUGCUGUUUGAAUGGGUUCGUGUUUUGCUUGUGGACUUGAACUUUCGUCCUUCCCAUACCCCGUCGUGGCGUUUCUGCCUGUCUCUUGCCGUGUUUUCAUUUGUGUUGUUUGUUUUUGGCUUCAGAGUCGUAGUAUAGUUCUCGGAAGCUGUAGCACAUUGUAUUGAAUUCUUAACAUGUCCAUCGUAGUCCUUCCUUGCCCGAGUCCUCAGGCUCCUCUUCUCUUCGAG
Messenger RNA from Gaeumannomyces tritici R3-111a-1, 1937 nucleotides. RefSeq names its product Ras-like protein. The record is from RefSeq and is a predicted model, not a curated record. The transcript is spliced from 4 exons. Gene Ontology annotation, cellular component: plasma membrane. Lineage: Eukaryota; Fungi; Ascomycota; Sordariomycetes; Magnaporthales; Magnaporthaceae. Gene Ontology annotation, molecular function: GDP binding; GTPase activity; GTP binding. The coding region runs from base 471 to 1115 and encodes 214 amino acids. Gene Ontology annotation, biological process: signal transduction.